AUGUUCGUGGAAAGUACUGCUAUUUCUGCUGGUCAGUCUGUCCGUGUGGAUGUAGUGACCACUUGUCCGGUCAUCUCAAACUCACAGACUGAGGACUAUCCACAGGUGACGUCAUCACUACAGCGCGUCUCGGUGAAGGACGCUGUGUCGUUUUGGAGUAAUCAAAAUCCACGCAGCGCGGAGAAAUUAUCGUUUGUUGAUGUGUUGCGGAGUUCUCGUUCGGAUUCGGCGGCGGGGGUGAGAUCGACAGGUGAUCAACAAAGUGGUGGUGAAGCUUGCCCUAGUGCCAGAAGGGCUGUGUUCAAACGCGAAGGUGACGCGGUGCGCUUAUUUCUGGUGGAGGAGGAAGAAUCUGUUGUUAGUGUUAGCGAGAGUUGUGAGGCGCGAACCUCGGAUUAUAACACACGAUCCCCUGUGAAUUCUAACACUUCUUUCUCGGAUUUUUCGCGUGGUGGGAUUUCGACAAGCCGAGAAGGUCAGUGGAGACCAGCUGCAGGUAACUUAACAUCAUCUUCCUCAUCGUCAUUGGGGUCAACUGGGGUGAAAUCACAGAACAAAUCUGGUGGGAAAGGGAGUAACACCAGCAAAUCUCGUAAAUUUCCAAAACUUUUGGGGGGUAAAAAACCUCAGGGGAAAGAGGCAAAAAGUCCUGAAUUAGGCAGAAAGUCUAUCGGAGGUGUAAAAAGUCCCGAGUUGGGCCGAAAGCCCAUCAACCGUUGGGACAGAAUCCACGUCCCUCUAGGCCGCUCAGAGACGGUGCUGCCACCACCGGAGGCGCAAACAGCCGUUCCAUGUUUGUCCGCGAGUGUGUUGUCUGACUUGUCUGACACUCUCACGUCUGCUCCUAGCCCAGGCGACCCACGGCUGGCCCCGGACGUGACUCGUGUCCCCCAGGACGGUGAAGGGCUCGAGGCGAGCGCGAGGGUUAAUGGGUCGGUCAACAAACCUGACUCCAGACCCGCUAUCAAGGGGAUCUUAGUGUACCGAGGCCCACACACGCACACACACGGUGCUCCGGCACGCCACGGACACAAGGUCAACUCGGUGCAGUUCCUCGACGAUACCGUUCUUCCGGACAGCGCAACUACCCCCGUGACGUCAUCAUCCGCGCCGUGGUCCGGGGUGGAUGAGCAGUUUUCUGGUCCUGAUGUGAAGCGAGAGGUCAUUGACCGGAGGAAGUAUUUUAUCGAUCCCAGUGAGGCCAAGAGAAGUGGCCAUUUCCUCAACCGCUCACACGACGGCGUGUUACACACUAACAACACACUAGGCACCUCACUCGACGGUGUGCUACACACUAAUCAUAACAACACACUAGUCGUCUCUCCCAACACUCGUGUCACCCCCGACACUGAAUCACAAUUGUCGAGGGUCAAUCCAUCACACGCAAGGUUCGAUUACCCAGACGGGAGGGUUAAUCCAUCACACAGUAGGUUCGAUCGGUCAGACGGGAGGGUUAAUCAAUCCCAACUCCCCGUCCAGUCAUCCAUCACAGAGGGCUUCAGUCAGUCAGCGCGUGUGUCCCCGCCCCCACUCUCCCCUCCCCUCGCCCCUCUCCCCUCUGCACACCUCGCGUCCCCCACCUCAUCAGCUGAUGCCCGUGGGCAGUUUGAGCCACACGACAACAUUGGACGUAGUACGUGGGCGGACAGACAGGCGAAAUACAACGGACAACCUCACGACAACUUCAGUGAUCUAACAACUGAUCUUAACCAGUUGACAGAAAGUCGAGUCAGUAGUGCGGGGCUUCGACCUUCGUUUGAGCAGACGUUACAAUCUAACGGUCCAUCAGGGCCUCACAGUGACUCCUCUGCCGGGCGCGAUACUUCUGUUGUCAGACCUGGGAGGGCUAGUGACUAUUUGGGAGAGCUAGAAAAUAUCUCCUCUGACUUAAGCAUCUCUGCAACUUCCGGUGUACAAUCCUGGCGUGGACAGACAAAGUCAGAUGUGCCACACUGGCAGUCUGACGGCGAUCUCACGGGGGACGAGACUUUAGACUAUAGACACCACGUCCGCGAACAGUGCCAGAAAACUCUCGUGUGGAACUCUCUCCCGGUGACCAGUGAUGUAAGUCAGGCAUGGCUCUCACUCCGUCAAGAUAACGGGACGACAGACGUGCACACACUUGACCUAGAUCCGUCUUCACGCGUGCAGCACAGCUCUGGGGAAAACCGCCAGCCGCCGAGAGCGGGAGACAGACCCGGGAAAAUCACACCCCGGCAGAAAUUUGAGAUCCUGCACAACCGAGGGCCUGCUCGAGUGACGGGCAAUUUACGAGCGUCACAGGAGGGAACGACACACAGGCCGACACACGAGGAUACACACGAGGAGACUGAGCCGGCGUGUCACAGGACGAGUGCAGAAAUACAACACACUUCGCACCACGGACUCCCCUCAGAAACACAACACACCUCUCAGCACUUGCUCCCCUCAGUAGCCAGACUCAGUGCUGCACACCCUGGGUCGUGCCCCGCCCACAAAGAAAGCCCCCGCGCCAAGUUUGAGCGAGACCGGGCUGCCCGCACUCACGGAAAGUCGUCCACGAGUACCGCCCCCGCAGACGGCUCUCAGCUCUCACCGGGCGGGGAGACAGACACAGGUCUGAGCGGCGGGAGGAACUUCGGCGCGGAGAUAUCCGGGGAGGAAGACAGUCGGACUUCCUCUUUAACUCGCUCCCAAAAGGUCAAAGAUUCUCCAUCAUCCCAUCCCAACCCGACCUGUGUCCAACUGACCUCACAACAACAUGUCCCGGAAGUGCCCCCUCGCGCAUGCGCAGGGGCGCGUGUGUCCAGCCUUCCCGGUGUGGUCCGGGGGUCAGAGGUGAAGAAGAUGUCGCCGGACUCUGUCUCCAGCAGCGGAUACGAGAGUGAGCAAAACUCGUGCGUACUACAUCCCUCCUCAGGUCACGUGAGCAGCGCGCUGACCUCUGACCUCGGCACGUCCACCGUGCAGCAGCUCAGACUUCGCUUCGGUCACUCGGACAAAGGUCAAGGUCAGAACAAACUGAACAACUCCCGGCGAGGCGAGGUCGGGAAUACCUCUGUCCUGUGUGGGAUCUCCCGCGUCGAUCAGACAAGCCUGUCCGGUCACAGUUCUACACCACAAAGAGACCUCAACACACGCAACUGUUCCCUGGAGCGGCAGACAACAGUUGUGACGUCACACUCCAGCACUCGUCGGCACUCGGCCGGUGACGUCAUUGAUGACGUAGAUCACGUGAGCAGCGACGUCAACAACAACAUCCGGUCUGGGAAGGCUGAGAGAAGGGGGAGACAACUCUCUACCCAGCAGCCUCCCGCCGUGAGGAACAACGGUCAACACACACAGGGACUGGUCCAGAAACUGACCAAUCAGCAGUCGGUCAAGUGGUCGCUGGCGCAGCUCAGUGGUCUGGAGAAACAUCUGAGCGUGAGUCGAGUCAACUAUAGCCCGGAGGAGGAGGAGAGAGAAGUGAGAGACAAGAGAGACGUGAGAGAAGUAAGAGAGCGGAAAGAGCUGAGAAACGAGAGAGAAGUGAGAGAGCAGAGAGAGCUAAGAGAGCUAAGAGAACCGAGAUUGCCAGGAGAGGCGAGACCGUUUUCCGAGAGCCGUCCUAUUUCCUUUGACGACUCCGCCAUGUUGGCUUCCAAAGGUCUCCGGAUCUACGAGGCGGGCGGCGAGUACAUCGCGAUGAAAAGCCCCGUCAAGUCCCCGCUACGCUCCACCAUGUCCGCCCCGCACUUCCGGUGGGAGGGCGCCACCUACCUCGUGGUGCCCACAGUGCUGGAAGCUUUCUCGCCCACCGGUGGGGAGAGCCCAGGUUCCAAUCUCUCGCCGGGCGCUGACCAUUUUGUGGGAGGUCAUCAUCACCCGGGAGAGCUGAGGACCCAUAGAAGUGUCAGCGACAGCGGUGCCGGGUGGGGCAACCGUGAAGACCUAGCGGCGGACUUCAUCAACUCCGCCACCAACAACAGCAACAACAACAGUGUGAACCUUAAAGGUAGUCAGGCCCGCGCGAGUCUGUCCUCAGAACGAGACAUCACAAACGUCAUGCCCGGUAGAGGGGGAACAGACAGCUCAUCGGGAGACCUGUACCUACCCAUGUCCGAGAACCGGUCAAACUUGACCAGUAGGGCGAUGUCUGUGGAUGUCCUAUACGCCGACCCUCCCCCGUCCCCCCGCUCCCUCACCUCCCCCCUCUCCCCACACUCCCAUCUCUCCCCACACAGCCACAGUCUCCCCCCGGGGGGUAGCGCCCCCACCACCACCACCACCACCUCUGUAAGGGGUGGGUUCCAUCCCUCCACUACAAAGAACCCGGCGGACUAUGUACAGUGGCGCACGUGCUCGGGCUGGGUUGGAACCACGGACAUGCGCGCGCGUGGCUCACGUGACGGCCGGAACUCACGCGGGUACGUUGAGUGGGACACAAUCUGGACGACGGCCGCACCCUGGAGGGGAGGGGACCAGGGGGAGGAUGAACACGUGUAUGACGUCAUCGCUGAGGACAGCUCGUCACAGCAGUCUCUGGAGGUCGUGGGUUUGAACCCGAGCGCUGUGGGAGCUGGUGAGAGCAGCAACAAGGAGGUGACACCCGUCUCCAUAGACACACCUCCCGCCCUGCCGGAGAGAACGUACAUCAACCGGCUGAAAAAUAACAAACUCAACAAAAACAAAAACAACAGCAACAGUUACACCAACGGUAGUCCGUGCCAGCAGCAUAGACUCGACCCCUCAGCCGAUCAGACUUCUGUGAAUAACACGUUAUCUCCCCACCACCACAGCCACUGCAAGAAACAUCGUCAGCAUCGCCAGCAUCAUCAUCACCACCAUCAUCAUCAUCACAACCACGGGAAGCAGCUCAACAAACAACAACAGCAACAACAACAACAACAACAGCAACCGUCCUCCCACUCCUCGCCCUCACAAACGGUCCCGUCCUCCUCCACCUCUAGCUCCGCCCCCAGCAACCACAAAGCCCCGCCCUCUUCCUCUAGCUCCACCCCCAGCAACCAGAAAACUCCGCCCACCUCCUCUAGCUCCGCCCCCAACAAACAGAAAGCUCCUCCCACCUCCUCUAGCUCCGCCCCCAGCAAACACAAAGCCCCGCCCUCCCCCAACAGCCCGACAGACAUCAACAGUGACCCCGGCUCCCAGAACUAUGCCCAGGUCUCUAAGCUCAAAGGUUACAAGUUCAGCAACCUGCUGACCACGACCGACUCGCCCCUCCCCCAUCAGCCGGACAAGGGCGCCAUCUACUCGGAGAACUACUGGCACCUGGCCCCCGUCACGUCAGAAGAGCGCGUGACGUCAUGGCAGACCGGUGACGUGCUGGACUACAUCGACGGGCUGCAUGACGCAAUGGCGGCUAAGAGGAGAGAAAACAUUUACAUCCUGUUGAACAACAAAAAAACUCGGGCCAAAUUCUCAGAAUCGCUGGAGAUCGAGUCCCGAUUACUGAGCAAAGGUUUGAUUACGAGUACGGGAAGCCGUCAGAACUCUGUGGAAUCAGCGGAGGUACCGGUAUCGAAAACAAUCAAUGUGGAGAACGCGAGUAGUCCGAAGGAUCCGGGUUUGGAUGUUGGGGUCACCAAGAAGAAGAAAGCUUUAGCCCCGGUGUCUUCAACCUAUGUGUGA
Aplysia californica (California sea hare) is the source of this 5613-nucleotide messenger RNA. RefSeq lists its product as uncharacterized. Bases 1 to 5613 code for a protein of 1870 amino acids. Lineage: Eukaryota; Metazoa; Mollusca; Gastropoda; Aplysiida; Aplysiidae. The record is from RefSeq and is a predicted model, not a curated record. The transcript has 3 exons.